CCAAAACACCACCCUCGAACCCUAACAACCCGCACCAAACACCGCACCAAACACCACACCAACCCACCUUCAAAAUGCAUAUCUCCACCCCCUCCCUCCUAGCCCUCCUCGCCACCCUCACCCCCAGCACCGCCUUCGUAAUCGACACCUACAGCACGCAGUCCUGCAGCACCGCCGUGCAAACCCGCGUCAACACCUGGGACAACACGUGCGCGACCUGGCCACGGGGGUUCAAGAGCUUCCGCAUCCGCACCUGGGGCGGCCGCGCGCAGCGCGCGUACUUCUUCGCCCCGAACAAUUGCGGCAGCUUGCCGGAUGCGAUUGGCAAGGGCAUCGCGUUACUAUUGGCCAACGAGGUACACUGAGGGAGGAGACCGCGAGUUGUAGUGUCGAGGCGGAGCGUGAUAUCGCUGCUAGUCCAUUCCAGUGCCCAUCAGUUAUCCUGAGUGAUGCGCCCACGUAAGGAUAAGACUCGUUCGAGUGAUGCAUAAAUCUACGAGAUAGCAUAGUCGCGAUCAUGCAUCCGUUGUACACUGAAAAGCCCGCAGUGUUUCCCAGCGAACAUCCUACAGCAAGUCCGCUUCAUCCACAUGCUCCCCCCUGCGCGCAGCCAGAUACACUCUCCCGCUCUCAUACGCCCCAAGGUACAACCCCGCGCCGACAAACGUCCACACAGCCCUCAACGCCCCGCCCCUCCACAGCCCCUUGUACCCCUGCUCCUGCAGAAUCUCCUGCGCGAUCUGCCACGUCCCCUUCUGGCUCCCCCGCGCCUUCUGCACAGACUUCCCCAGCGCAUCGACCAACC
Boeremia exigua is the source of this 805-nucleotide messenger RNA. RefSeq lists its product as uncharacterized. Bases 75 to 365 code for a protein of 96 amino acids. The transcript is spliced from 2 exons. The record is from RefSeq and is a predicted model, not a curated record. Lineage: Eukaryota; Fungi; Ascomycota; Dothideomycetes; Pleosporales; Didymellaceae.